GUGUCGACGCUCUCUAUCACCUCUAUCCACCAUCUUUAAAACGUUCGAGAACAUGGGAUUCUUUGCGUCUCUCGGGUAGGGUCGGAAGUUAAGUUCACGGGUGCCAAUCCGUCCACAUGGACGCUCGUCAAGAAGAUGAGCGAGAGGGACGACCAAGAUGAUGAAGAUCAAUACCAAGAAGACCCGGCUCCUUCUUCAGCAUGGGCCCUUUUUCAAUGUAGAGAGAACAAUAACAGCAACAACACAGCAAUCAUGAAGAUAUACAUGCAAAUUCCAUACGCAGGUUCAGAAUUUGAAUUACCAGCAGUUAGACGACGGCAAGCCGACGGUUUCGAUCGUUUUGCGCAUAACGAGUUUACGUCUCUAAAGACUUUAACGAGCAAUCAAUGCAAAUCAACCCCAUCACUCCUUGACUAUAAAGAUGAGAAGCAAGACGACUUUGGACCAGUCCCGGGUGGGUUCAUUUUGUAUCUGUUGAUGAAUGAGCUGCCGGGUGUUCGCCUCACGGAUGACUUUUGGAACUUGGAAAGAGCCGAGCGUGAUAAGAUCCGCCAGUCAUUCAAGGCUGCAUGGGAGGAUUGCGUUCGAUGCGGUGUCUACAAAUUCGGGGCUGACAUCUCGAAUCUACUUUGGGAUAAACAUCGAGAAAAAAUUUACAUCGUGGGUUUUCAGAUGAGCCGCCCCUCAAGACCUGAAGAUGUCUGGUGUGAUGUCUGAUGGCUCACAUGGGGCUUAGCGAAGGGACAGCCAGGUUAUCGGUCGUACAAAGAGGUUCCAAAGACCUCGGAUACCUCUAAGUGGACAAUGUGAAUGUGAUUCUGUAGCUCAACCCCCAUGCGGAAAACUUCCCCCCUUUAACUGAUGUUUCGAAUGCUAUUGCUUUCACGCUAUGAUUCUGGCAGGUCAAAAAAGAAUCUGCGGUACUCAUAU
This is a messenger RNA of Paecilomyces variotii, 930 nucleotides long. RefSeq lists its product as hypothetical. Bases 136 to 717 code for a protein of 193 amino acids. The record is from RefSeq and is a predicted model, not a curated record. NCBI's taxonomy places the organism in Eukaryota, Fungi, Ascomycota, Eurotiomycetes, Eurotiales, Thermoascaceae. The transcript is spliced from 4 exons.